Molecule: messenger RNA, 441 nt
Organism: Arachis duranensis
Lineage: Eukaryota; Viridiplantae; Streptophyta; Magnoliopsida; Fabales; Fabaceae
Exons: 1
Coding region: 1-441 (146 amino acids)
Source: RefSeq, a predicted model, not a curated record
AUGUCUCCAUAUCAACUGGUGUAUAGAAAGGCUUGUCAUCUGCCAGUGGAGCUUGAAUACAAAGCAUUAUGGGCUCUCAAGUUACUGAACCUUGAUAAUAAUGCUGUUGGUGAAAGAAGGAUCAUGCAACUGCAUGAAUUGGAAGAAUUCAGAUCCCAAUCCUAUGAUAAUGCCAAGAUUUAUAUGGAGAAGGAAAAGAAAUGGCAUGACCUCAAAUUGGCACCUAGGAGAUUUGAAGAAGGACAGAGAGUCCUCCUCUACAAUUCCAAGUUAAAGCUCUUUCCUGGAAAGUUAAAGUUAAGGUGGUCAGGACCCUUUCUUGUCACCAAGGUUUCACCUUAUGGCCACAUAGAAAUUAUGGAAGAAAGCUCACAACAGACCUUUACUGUAAAUGGAAAAAAGGCUCAAAUACUAUCUAGGCAACAUGGGGGAAAGCCCUAA